CUUGAAAUCGUAGCUUGUACUCCCUGGUCGUCCAAAACCGUCUGACAGGGCUCGAGGAGUCAAGGGGUGUAAUAAAGUCGGGCCCCAGUUCUUGGAACAGACCUUCGCCCUCACCUCGCAGAGUCUCGUCCUGCAUGAACUUGCAAUAUUAAGCAUCCAGCUGCAGUUCAAUUCGUCUUCGACCGUCCCAUGGCGCCGCUGCGAAGUAGCCGCAGCAUCAGCUCUCUGCAGGUUCCUCAAAUGCCAGAACAUGCACUUCCCUCCAUGGCUCCCUUCUACUCCUCCGACACCCUCUCCUGCUCGACCACACAUCUCUCGACCAUCCUUUCCUCAUCGACGUCCGAACUCGAAGAUUCCGAGAACAGUGCGGUCCUCUCUCCUCGAACCCUCUACGCCUUGUCCUUCGAUCGACCAGCGAGCGCCCGAAGUCUGCCAUCCGGACGAUUUAGGAAGAAUAUGAAGGAGAUAACUGGAUUCGGGACAACAGAGGAAGACUUCGAAGCUUUGCCGAUUGCUAUUCAACGAAAAUCCAUAAAGUCAAAUAUGCAGAUUGACAGGCGCUGUCGUCUCUUCCGAGCGCAGCCGUCUCUGCCAGCGCGAACUAUUGAGUCUCUUCAGCGGUUCUGUUCGUCGAUUUCUGUGCGACUAGAACUACUAGGUGCAAAGGGCGCAAGUGCGCUAUGGUCGCCCAUGCACAGUCUGCAAAACCGUCACAUACCCCAUCGUACCUGCAGAACUUGCCAAAUUCUUUCCCGUCACUUCUCCUGAGGCAGAUGAGAACUAACAACUUGUGUCUCACAGUACUUUUCAACACUGGAGCGAUUGAGAUUCGCCCAGAACUCACGAUGCAAUGCCCUCAAUGAACUGCCAAUCCAAAAGCACAGGAAGAGCUCGAUAGCAGACCGUCGAGGCAUCAACGUUGCACCUUUCGAACCUCGACGCUCCUCCUCACGAAGAUCUCGGAAACUCGCCCGCAAACAGUCG
Molecule: messenger RNA, 984 nt
Organism: Mollisia scopiformis
Lineage: Eukaryota; Fungi; Ascomycota; Leotiomycetes; Helotiales; Mollisiaceae
Exons: 2
Coding region: 190-768 (192 amino acids)
Source: RefSeq, a predicted model, not a curated record